CUAAACAAUAUGAAGGUUUUAAUGCAAAUAUAACACCAGAAUUUGCAUCAGUGGUUUAUAAAUUUUUAGUUUUAUCACUCUCUAAGUUUCAAUACUCAGUAGUUUAUAUUAUACUUUUGCGAUAAAGAGAUUUUUAUGAAUAUUUUCUAAAUGUACUUGGGAUAUUUGUAACAACAUUACCAGUAGUAAAAGCAGUAUGAAAUUUUCCUCUACAAUAUAAGUAUCCUGUUUAUAAACCUUGCAUUCUACUAAAAUUUAAGCUGAAUUAAAAUCUGAACAAGCUGAAAUGGUAUCUGAAUAAAAAAAACUUUUUUUAGACUGUUGAUACUGUUGCAAUUUUAGUUAAAUCAGUAACAACCUUAAAUCCCCAACACUAUUCUUACUUUUUAGUUGUAGACAAAGCCUAAUCAAUUUUUUAGUAUGUAAAAGCAGUUGAUAACGUGAAACAAGUUGAAUCUGUUACUUUUAAUAUAUCCCUGCAGAUAUAAAGAGAGAUUAAUCAUUAAAGGUUUUUACAUCUUUUAGGUGUUUAAUUUUUCAUAACUAUUCUAUAAUUUACAUUUAGUAUCACAAGAUUUAAAUGUACAUAUCACUCCUUUUAGAGAAAUCAAUUAUGUAUAGAAUUAUUGUUAAAAAUAUAUAUAUCGGUGUUUAGAAAGAUAGAUUAGGGAAUAGUUUUGACUUUUGGAAUGAUUGUUAUGACAACUUUUCUAUUUGUAAAAACUAAUUUUAAGAAUUUAAUGGAGGCUGAAAUUAUUUUUCUCUAAUAAAUUUGA
Molecule: messenger RNA, 776 nt
Organism: Paramecium primaurelia
Lineage: Eukaryota; Ciliophora; Oligohymenophorea; Peniculida; Parameciidae
Source: the annotation of a GenBank genome assembly